Messenger RNA from Acipenser ruthenus (sterlet), 3617 nucleotides. RefSeq names its product netrin receptor UNC5B-b-like. NCBI's taxonomy places the organism in Eukaryota, Metazoa, Chordata, Actinopteri, Acipenseriformes, Acipenseridae. Gene Ontology annotation, cellular component: membrane. Bases 43 to 2985 code for a protein of 980 amino acids. The transcript is spliced from 18 exons. Gene Ontology annotation, biological process: netrin-activated signaling pathway; anterior/posterior axon guidance. The record is from RefSeq and is a predicted model, not a curated record. Gene Ontology annotation, molecular function: protein binding; netrin receptor activity.
CGAAUUCCCCGGGACCUUGGACAGUUACUUAGACGGGGAGCGAUGCACUCAUCUCAGAUACAGCGGUCCGCGGCGCUCGGUCUGCUGAUGGGUUAUCUUGUGUUUUGUAACCUACGAUUCACCGAAGCAGGGGGUGAGGGAGUGAGCAGUUCAGUCUUCUUGCCUCAAGCCUGGCCUGGACUGGAAGGACCACGCUUUCACUUAAGGGGCCCCGGUGAUUACAGCGAUGUGCUCCCGGACUCGUUCCCCUCGGCCCCCGCGGAACCCCUCCCCUCGUUCCAGCAGGAGCCGGACGACGCCUACAUCGUGAAGAACAAUCCUGUGGAAUUGCGUUGCAGGGCCACGCCCGCCGCGCAGAUCUACUUCAAAUGCAACGGGGACUGGGUCAACCAGAACGACCAUGUGACCAGAGAGAGCCUGGACCAGAUCACAGGGCUGGUGGUUCGAGAGGUGGAUAUAGAGGUCUCUCGCACUCAGGUAGAGGAGCUCUUUGGACUGGAUGAUUUCUGGUGCCAGUGCGUGGCCUGGAGCUCUGCUGGGACUACAAAGAGCAGGAGGGCUUACGUCCGCAUCGCAUACCUGCGGAAGAACUUCGAUCAGGAGCCGCUGGGGAAGGAGGUCCCGCUGGAGCACGAGGUGUUAUUGCAGUGCCGGCCACCAGAGGGCAUCCCGGGGGCUGAGGUGGAGUGGUUGAAGAACGAGGAGCCCAUCGACCCCACCAGAGACUCCAACUUCCUGAUCACCAUCGAUCACAACCUCAUCAUCAAGCAGGCUCGGCUCUCCGACACUGCCAACUACACCUGCCUGGCCAGGAACAUUGUGGCCAAGAGACGCAGCACCACCGCCACUGUCAUCGUAUACGUGAAUGGCGGCUGGUCCACGUGGACGGAGUGGUCCCCCUGUAACACUCGCUGUGGCCGUGGCUGGCAGAAGCGGACCCGGUCCUGUACCAACCCUGCGCCCCUCAAUGGAGGAGCCUUCUGUGAGGGACAGCCCUACCAGAGAGUCACCUGCAACACACUGUGCCCAGUGGACGGAGGCUGGACGGAGUGGGCGAAGUGGUCUGCCUGCAGCAGGGAGUGCACACAAUGGCGCAGCCGCGACUGCCAGGCCCCGGCACCCGUGAACGGAGGGAAAGACUGCAGCGGCCUGCUGCUCCAAUCCAAUAACUGCACCGACGGACUCUGUAUGACCAAUAAAAAGCUUUUUGUUGAACAUAAAAUCCAUCCUCUGGAGGUGACGGGUGAUGUAGCGCUGUACGCCGGCCUUGUGGUGGCGCUGUUUAUUUUCCUGGUGAUCAUGAUGGCGGUGGGCGUGGUGGUCUACCGGCGGACGUGCCGUGACUUCGACACCGACGUCACUGACUCAUCGGCCGCCCUGACCGGGGGCUUUCACCCCAUCAACUACAAACCUCCCCGACACGAUAACCCCCAUCUCCUGAACGCCUCGAUCCAACCCGACCUGACCGCCAGUGCGGGCUCGUACCGGGGGCCCAUGUACUCUCUGCAGGACUCGGGAGACAAGAUCCCCAUGACUACCUCCCCCCUGCUGGACCCCCUGCCCAGCCUGAAGAUCAAGGUGUACAACUCCUCCACCGUCUCCUCUCUGGGGCUGUCCAACGGAGGGGGGCUGCAGGAGGGGGGGCCUAUCAGCAAGGUACCCCUGGGGACCUACCCCGGGGGAGGGGGGCUGUCCCGGGAUGGAGAGAUCCUAAACCAGAAGAACAAGGCUCUCGGCUCCUCACAGCACCUCCACACCCUCCCCAGGGAGCCUGGGAACAGUGCCAGCGGGACGUUUGGCUGCCUAGGGGGGCGACUCAUUAUCCCCAACACAGGUGUCAGUCUGCUGGUUCCUCAGGGCACAAUCCCGCAGGGGAAGUUCUACGAGAUGUACCUCAUCAUAAACAAGCGCGACAACACAACGCUCCCCUCGGAGGGCACACAGACUGUCCUGAGCCCCGUGGUGACGUGUGGUCCCACAGGGUUGCUGCUGUGCCGCCCGGUUGUCUUGAGUGUACCGCACUGUGCCGACCUGGCCUCCUCUGACUGGAUGGUGAAGCUCAAGACACAGGCAGACAGCCACUGGGAGGAGGUGGUAACACUGGAUGAGGAAACUUUCAGCACACCCUGUUACUGCCAGUUGGGACCUCAAUCCUGCCAUGUGCUCCUGGACCAGCUGGGCACCUACAGCCUGGUGGGGGAAUCCUACUCCAGCGCCGCUCUCAAGAUCCUCCAGCUGGCCAUCUUCGCACCCACUGCCUGCAGCUCCCUUGACUACAGCCUCAAAGUGUAUUGCAUAGAGGACACGCCUGAUGCACUCAAGGAGAUCCUGGAGCUCGAACGGAACCAGGGAGGGUACCUGCUGGAGGAACCCAAGCCUCUGCUCUUCAAAGACAGUUACCACAACCUGCGACUCUCCAUCCAUGACAUCCCUCACUCCCUGUGGAAGAGCAAGCUGCUGGCCAAAUACCAGGAGAUCCCUUUCUAUCACAUCUGGAGUGGCAGCCAGCGCGCCCUGCACUGCACUUUCAACCUGGAAAGACACAGCCUGGCAUCCACCGAGCUCACCUGCAAGAUCUGUGUACGCCAGGUGGAGGGAGAGGGACAGAUCUUCCAGCUGCACACCUUCAUCCAGGAGAACGUGACACCGUUUAACCCCUUCCCCGCCACGGACAGUGACCCUUGCCCCCACACUCAGGUGGGGCCCUAUGCCUUCAGGAUACCCUCGUCCAUCCGAUAUAAGAUCUGCAGCAGCCUGGACGCACCCACCUCGCGGGGCAACGACUGGAGAUUGCUGGCACACAAUCUGGGCUUCGACAGGUACCUGAAUUACUUUGCCACCAAGUCAAGCCCCACAGGUGUGCUGUUGGACCUGUGGGAGGCCUGUCACCAUGACGACGCGGACCUCAACUCGCUGGCAAGCGCACUCGAGGAGAUGGGCAAGAGCGAGGUACUGAUGGUCAUGGCAACCGAGGGCGACUGCUGAGGAGGGGAGGAGCUACAAACUCACAGGGCAAGACCACUCAGAAUAGAGGAGGAGAAGCAAAACCCCACCACACAGCCACGGUGCAUUUCACGAAUCACAAGGCAAGAUACAGGCGCGCAAAAGACACGAAGCAUAAUGAUACAGAAACGACAACAUCGCUACACACUAAAGACACAAUAAGCACUGGGAUAUGAAUGGAAAUGGAAAUCCCAGCAUGCAGAAAAGCUUGGUGUAUAUUAUAAUACACGGGUCAGGAUAUAAACUGAGCUGAGCUACAGUCUUCAUGCGUAUCGCCAUACGCAGGUCAAAUUAGGAUGGGUUUUAGAUGAUCGUUAAUGCUCAUUAUUGAAAUGCUAGAGAAAACUUCUAAAAGUGUGUGUUAAAGGAAUUCACACCUGACAGUCUGAAGAAGUUGUCUGCAAUUGACUUGGAGUGCUUGCCUUUCUCUCUCGAUGUUUUUGGUGGAUCUCAGAUCGCUAUGCAGCAUUGUGUGAUUCAGUGUACCGCUGUGUGUAACGGCAUUGUAUGAUGAUAUGUAUCGUGUGAUUAAUUAUUGUGGGUGGUCGCAUCUUGACGAAUCAAUGACUCUUUGACCUCUGCCCAUUGUCUUGUGUGGCUUCAGCGAUCCUGGG